Messenger RNA from Megalops cyprinoides (Indo-Pacific tarpon), 1680 nucleotides. RefSeq names its product homeobox containing 1 b (gene hmbox1b). NCBI's taxonomy places the organism in Eukaryota, Metazoa, Chordata, Actinopteri, Elopiformes, Megalopidae. Gene Ontology annotation, biological process: positive regulation of DNA-templated transcription. The coding region runs from base 225 to 1655 and encodes 476 amino acids. The transcript is spliced from 10 exons. The record is from RefSeq and is a predicted model, not a curated record. Gene Ontology annotation, cellular component: nucleus. Gene Ontology annotation, molecular function: double-stranded telomeric DNA binding.
GGCUGCUGUCAGACAGACAAAGGCAAGUCAGUCUCGCCUCUGACUGAAAUCAAAUCAGGGGGAGAAAAAGAAGGCCGAAGGGGUUUGAAAAAAACAUCAUUGUUACAUGCACAGCGUUGGCGACAAAGGAGGCAAUUUCUGUGAGAUUACUAUAUAAUCCUGUUAUUAAAUGCUGUGCUGGACGGAGGCCCUGCCUAGAUUCACAGAUAAAGCUCUUCUCCAGAAUGUCGCACUACACGGACGAGCCCCGCUUCACUAUCGAGCAGAUCGACCUGCUGCAGCGUCUACGGCGCACAGGCAUGACCAAGCAGGAGAUCCUGCACGCGCUCGACACCCUGGACCGGCUGGACCGUGAGCACGGGGACAAGUUCGGCCGGCGCCCGGCCUACGGCGGCGGGAGCGGCGGCGGUGGCGGGAUCUCGGCCGCGGGCGGCGCCGGCAACAACGGCAGCAACAACACCACCUCCUCCACCUCCUCCUCCUCGGCCUCCAGCAACGUGGCAGCCUCCUCGUCCACCGCCACCACCGCCACGCAGACGCAGUACCGCGGCGGGCUCUCGCCGUCGCCCAGCAACAGCUACGACACCUCCCCACCGCCGCCCGCCGCCGUCUCCUCCGCCGUGUCCCUGGUGGCGGUGGCGGCGCAGAACGGGCGGGACAGCCUGGUGGCGGCCGCCACGCCUAACGGGAAGCUGUCCCCGCCCCGCUACCCCGUCAACAGCGCCGUCGGACCCCGGGGGUACAGCUUCGAGGCUGCCGAGGAGGAGCUGGACAUCGACGACAAGGUGGAGGAGCUGAUGAGGCGGGACAGCGGGAUCGUCAAGGAGGAGAUCAAGGCCUUCCUGGGGAACAGGCGUAUCUCACAGGCAGUGGUGGCCCAGGUCACAGGUAUCAGCCAAAGCCGGAUCUCCCAUUGGCUGCUGCAGCAGGGCUCCGACCUCAGCGAGCAGAAGAAGAGGGCCUUCUACCGCUGGUACCAGCUGGAGAAGACCACGCCCGGUGCCACCCUCAACAUGCGGCCCGCCCCCAUGGCCCUGGAGGACGUGGAGUGGAGGCAAACCCCACCCCCGAUCAGCUCCGCCCCCGGAAGCUUCCGCCUGCGGCGGGGCAGCCGCUUCACCUGGCGGAAGGAGUGCCUGGCCGUCAUGGAGAGCUACUUUAAUGAAAACCAGUACCCUGACGAGGCCAAGAGAGAGGAGAUCGCCAACGCCUGCAACGCUGUCAUACAGAAACCAGGGAAGAAGCUGUCCGACCUGGAGAGAGUCACGUCCCUGAAGGUGUACAACUGGUUCGCCAACCGGAGGAAGGAGAUCAAGAGGAGAGCCAAUAUUGAAGCAACAAUCCUGGAGAGCCAUGGGAUAGACGUCCAGAGCCCGGGAGGCCACUCCAACAGCGACGACAUCGACGGCAACGACUACGCUGAGCAGGGCUGCGACGUCCCCUACUUCGAGAAAAGACCGCUGCCCAGACCCUUUGGUUUCUACAGACUUGAACCCUCAUCGCCAACACAGGAUGACAGCACCAGCCACAGCGACCACCAGGACCCCAUUUCCCUGGCCGUGGAGAUGGCCGCUGUCAACCACACCAUCCUGGCUCUCUCCCGCCAGGGCGGCGUCCCCGGAGACAUCAAGACAGAGGCCCUGGACGACGAUUGAAGAGGCCCCGGGGGAGGAGGCGGGC